Messenger RNA from Aspergillus puulaauensis, 1689 nucleotides. Its product is annotated as cytochrome P450. Lineage: Eukaryota; Fungi; Ascomycota; Eurotiomycetes; Eurotiales; Aspergillaceae. The record is from RefSeq and is a predicted model, not a curated record. The coding region runs from base 1 to 1689 and encodes 562 amino acids. Gene Ontology annotation, molecular function: heme binding; monooxygenase activity; oxidoreductase activity, acting on paired donors, with incorporation or reduction of molecular oxygen. The transcript has 5 exons.
AUGGCGUCGCUCUUCUCGGUGGAAGGCCUCCAGCAGGCUCUGGGUAAAGAUAUCCCCAGCCUCGUACUCUCAGCUACUACACUGGGAGUUCUGUCUCACGUCUCCAUUUUCCGAAGUUUGCCCGUGGAGGAGCACCUGUACUCUCUUCUCAGUUUCUACGCAGCAGCAGUGAUCGCGGUAGCAAUUGCCUAUCUAUCACUUACAGAAUUCUCCCCAAUCCAAACCCUUUUCCGGAUAGGAUCCAUCGCAUCAGCAUUUAAUACGGGCCUCGCAUCGAGCAUCGCAAUCUACCGGCUGUUUUUCCAUCGGUUACGCGCCUUCCCUGGACCAUGGCUGUCGAAGUUCUCCCGGUUCUACGAUGCGUAUCUCGCGGGUAGGAACGUGCAGUAUAAUGUUGAAAUUGCGAGGAUGCAUCAGGAAUAUGGGGACUUUAUUAGAACUGGACCGCGAGAAAUAUGCAUCGUUCGCAAAUCCGCCGUCCCUCUGCUUUUAUCACCGCAGUCGAAAUGUGGAAAGUCGACGUUCUAUGCCCAGGCGCAAACGGAGUCGAAAUACUGCUCUGUCCACCAUACCCGCGACUCUGAUGACCAUCGCAGACGGCGAAAGGCGUGGGAUCGCGGGUUCAGCAUUAAAGCUCUAUCGGGGUACGAACCAAACAUCACAGAUAAAGUAGAUCUCCUAAUCUCACAUAUCGCCAAGAAUCAGGGCAAGGCAAUCAACGCAACCAGCUGGUCCAUGUUCCUCAGCUUCGACAUCAUGGGCAACGUCGGGUUCGGCAAAGAGUUUAACAAUCUAUUGACCGGGGUAGAGCAUCCGGGGAUCAAAGCUGUGCAUGACCACAUGGCGAUCUUGGGCACGAUGGGCCAUGUCCCGUGGCUGUUGAAUAUAAUCAGCCAUCUCCCCGGCGCGACUUCAGCCAUGGCGGAAUUCUUCAAGUGGUGCGAGGAUGAGGUUGUGCAGAAACACCAAAACUGGGACAUCAAUGAAUACCCACGAGAUAUAGUCUCGUGGCUCCUCAAAGCGUACGUCGAGAAAGACGUAUCAGCUGCACCAACUGCAAAUGCACUCCACGAAGACUCCCGGGCAGUGCUUGUCGCCGGAAGCGAGACGACAGCGACAACGCUGGCAUCGAUACUAUACUACCUGUGCAGAAAUCCCUCCGUCCUAACAAAGCUGCAGCGCCUGCUAGACGAAGCAAUGCCAGGCGGAUCAGCGGAGUGGGCGUACCACAAAAUCAAAAACAUCAGCUACCUUGAGGAUAUCAUCAACGAGACGCUGCGGCUACGACCUGCUGUUUUGACUGGUGGGUAUCGGGUUACGCCGCCUGAGGGGAUCCAGGUUGAUGAGGUUUAUAUCCCGGGGGAUGUGAAUGUCUUUGUGCCGACGCAGUUGAUCCAGGCGGAUGAACGGUACUAUACUGAUGCGAAGAAAUUCGUACCUGAGAGAUGGAGUGAGAGGAAAGAAAUGAUCCAUGAGGGCGCUCCUUAUUUUCCCUUCUUAUACGGGCCCUAUAUCUGCCCUGGAAAGCAUCUUGCUCUGAUGAGCCUCCGCAUUUCAGUGUCAAAACUAGCCCAGCGAUAUAAUAUCAGCUUUGGCCUAGGUGAGACGGGGGAACUGUUCGAGACGAAGACUUUGGAUACAUUUACCACUACGCUGCCACCACUCCAUGUGCAGUUUUCGCUCCGGUGA